GCACUUCUAAGAACUAACCUUUAGUCACUGGGUGACUUUAUGGGAGUAAAAGGAAGCUGUUAUGAAAUAGCUCUUAUGGAACUGUUACAAGCUUUCAAGCAUUCAAAGGUCUAAAUGAAAAAGGCUAAGUAUUAUUUCAAAAGGCAAGUAUAUCCUAAUAUAGCAAAACAAACAAAGCAAAAUCCAUCAGCUACUCCUCCAAUUGAAGUGAUGAAGCCCAAAUAAUUCAUAUAGCAAAAUGGAGAAAAUUAGACCGGCCAUCUAAAAAUCUGCCAUUGGUGAAGUGAUGAAGAACAUUUACUGUCUUAUUCCGAAGCUUGUCAAUUUUGCAACUCUUGGCUGCCUAUGGAUUUCUGUGGUGCAGUGUACAGUUUUAAAUAGCUGCCUAAAGUCGUGUGUAACUAAUCUGGGCCAGCAGCUUGACCUUGGCACACCACAUAAUCUGAGUGAACCGUGUAUCCAAGGAUGUCACUUUUGGAACUCUGUAGAUCAGAAAAACUGUGCUUUAAAGUGUAAUGAUACUUAUGCCACCGUUUGUGAGCGGGAGUCGUGUGAGGUUGGCUGUAGCAGCGCGGAAGGUGCAUAUGAAGAGGAAGUACUGGAAAAUGCAGACCUACCAACUGCUCCCUUUGCUUCUUCCAUUGGAAGCCACAAUAUGACAUUACGAUGGAAAUCUGCAAACUUCUCUGGAGUAAAAUACAUCAUUCAGUGGAAAUAUGCACAACUUCUGGGAAGCUGGACUUAUACUAAGACUGUGUCCAGACCGUCCUAUGUGGUCAAGCCCCUGCACCCCUUCACUGAGUACAUUUUCCGAGUGGUUUGGAUCUUCACAGCGCAGCUGCAGCUCUACUCCCCUCCAAGUCCCAGUUACAGGACUCAUCCUCAUGGAGUUCCUGAAACUGCACCUUUGAUUAGGAAUAUUGAGAGCUCAAGUCCCGACACUGUGGAAGUCAGCUGGGAUCCACCUCAAUUCCCAGGUGGACCUAUUUUGGGUUAUAACUUAAGGCUGAUCAGCAAAAAUCAAAAAUUAGAUGCAGGGACACAGAGAACCAGUUUCCAGUUUUACUCCACUUUACCAAAUACUAUCUACAGGUUUUCUAUUGCAGCAGUAAAUGAAGUUGGUGAGGGUCCAGAAGCAGAAUCUAGUAUUACCACUUCAUCUUCAGCAGUUCAACAAGAGGAACAGUGGCUCUUUUUAUCCAGAAAAACUUCUCUAAGAAAGAGAUCUUUAAAACAUUUAGUAGAUGAAGCACAUUGCCUUCGGUUGGAUGCUAUAUACCAUAAUAUUACAGGAAUAUCUGUUGAUGUCCACCAGCAAAUUGUUUAUUUCUCUGAAGGAACUCUCAUAUGGGCGAAGAAGGCUGCCAACAUGUCUGAUGUAUCUGACCUGAGAAUUUUUUACAGAGGUUCAGGAUUAAUUUCUUCUAUCUCCAUAGAUUGGCUUUAUCAAAGAAUGUAUUUCAUCAUGGAUGAACUGGUAUGUGUCUGUGAUUUAGAGAACUGCUCAAACAUCGAGGAAAUUACUCCACCCUCUAUUAGUGCACCUCAAAAAAUUGUGGCUGAUUCAUACAAUGGGUAUGUCUUUUACCUCCUGAGAGAUGGCAUUUAUAGAGCAGACCUUCCUGUACCAUCUGGCCGGUGUGCAGAAGCUGUGCGUAUUGUGGAGAGUUGCACGUUAAAGGACUUUGCAAUCAAGCCACAAGCCAAGCGAAUCAUUUACUUCAAUGACACUGCCCAAGUCUUCAUGUCAACAUUUCUGGAUGGCUCUGCUUCCCAUCUCAUCCUACCUCGCAUCCCCUUUGCUGAUGUGAAAAGUUUUGCUUGUGAAAACAAUGACUUUCUUGUCACAGAUGGCAAGGUCAUUUUCCAACAGGAUGCUUUGUCUUUUAAUGAAUUCAUCGUGGGAUGUGACCUGAGUCACAUAGAAGAAUUUGGGUUUGGUAACUUGGUCAUCUUUGGCUCAUCCUCCCAGCUGCACCCUCUGCCAGGCCGCCCGCAGGAGCUUUCGGUGCUGUUUGGCUCUCACCAGGCUCUUGUUCAAUGGAAGCCUCCUGCCCUUGCCAUAGGAGCCAAUGUCAUCCUGAUCAGUGAUAUUAUUGAACUCUUUGAAUUAGGCCCUUCUGCCUGGCAGAACUGGACCUAUGAGGUGAAAGUAUCCACCCAAGACCCUCCUGAAGUCACUCAUAUUUUCUUGAACAUAAGUGGAACCAUGCUGAAUGUACCUGAGCUGCAGAGUGCUAUGAAAUACAAGGUUUCUGUGAGAGCAAGUUCUCCAAAGAGGCCAGGCCCCUGGUCAGAGCCCUCAGUGGGUACUACCCUGGUGCCAGCUAGUGAACCACCAUUUAUCAUGGCUGUGAAAGAAGAUGGGCUUUGGAGUAAACCAUUAAAUAGCUUUGGCCCAGGAGAGUUCUUAUCCUCUGAUAUAGGAAAUGUGUCAGACAUGGAUUGGUAUAACAACAGCCUCUACUACAGUGACACGAAAGGCGACGUUUUUGUGUGGCUGCUGAAUGGGACGGAUAUCUCAGAGAAUUAUCACCUACCCAGCAUUGCAGGAGCAGGGGCUUUAGCUUUUGAGUGGCUGGGUCACUUUCUCUACUGGGCUGGAAAGACAUAUGUGAUACAAAGGCAGUCUGUGUUGACGGGACACACAGACAUUGUUACCCACGUGAAGCUAUUGGUGAAUGACAUGGUGGUGGAUUCAGUUGGUGGAUAUCUCUACUGGACCACACUCUAUUCAGUGGAAAGCACCAGACUAAAUGGGGAAAGUUCCCUUGUACUACAGACACAGCCUUGGUUUUCUGGGAAAAAGGUAAUUGCUCUAACUUUAGACCUCAGUGAUGGGCUCCUGUAUUGGUUGGUUCAAGACAGUCAAUGUAUUCACCUGUACACAGCUGUUCUUCGGGGACAGAGCAGCACUGGGGAUACCACCAUCACAGAAUUUGCAGCCUGGAGUACUUCUGAAAUUUCCCAGAAUGCACUGAUGUACUAUAGUGGUCGGCUGUUCUGGAUCAAUGGCUUUAGGAUUAUCACAACUCAAGAAAUAGGUCAGAAAACCAGUGUCUCUGUUUUGGAACCAGCCAGAUUUAAUCAGUUCACAAUUAUUCAGACAUCCCUUAAGCCCCUGCCAGGGAACUUUUCCUUUACCCCUAAGGUUAUUCCAGAUUCUGUUCAAGAGUCUUCAUUUAGGAUUGAAGGAAAUGCUUCAAGUUUUCAAAUCCUGUGGAAUGGUCCCCCUGCGGUAGACUGGGGUGUAGUUUUCUACAGUGUAGAAUUUAGUGCUCAUUCUAAGUUCUUGGCUAGUGAACAACACUCUUUACCUGUAUUUACUGUGGAAGGACUGGAACCUUAUGCCUUAUUUAAUCUUUCUGUCACUCCUUAUACCUACUGGGGAAAGGGCCCCAAAACAUCUCUGUCACUUCGAGCACCUGAAACAGUUCCAUCAGCACCAGAGAACCCCAGAAUAUUUAUAUUACCAAGUGGAAAAUGCUGCAACAAGAAUGAAGUUGUGGUGGAAUUUAGGUGGAACAAACCUAAGCAUGAAAAUGGGGUGUUAACAAAAUUUGAAAUUUUCUACAAUAUAUCCAAUCAAAGUAUUACAAACAAAACAUGUGAAGACUGGAUUGCUGUCAAUGUCACUCCCUCAGUGAUGUCUUUUCAACUUGAAGGCAUGAGUCCCAGAUGCUUUAUUGCCUUCCAGGUUAGGGCCUUUACAUCUAAGGGGCCAGGACCAUAUGCUGACGUUGUAAAGUCUACAACAUCAGAAAUCAACCCAUUUCCUCACCUCAUAACUCUUCUUGGUAACAAGAUAGUUUUUUUAGAUAUGGAUCAAAAUCAAGUUGUGUGGACGUUUUCAGCAGAAAGAGUUAUCAGUGCCGUUUGCUACACAGCUGAUAAUGAGAUGGGAUAUUAUGCUGAAGGGGACUCACUCUUUCUUCUGCACUUGCACAAUCGCUCUAGCUCUGAGCUUUUCCAAGAUUCACUGGUUUUUGAUAUCACAGUUAUUACAAUUGACUGGAUUUCAAGGCACCUCUACUUUGCACUGAAAGAAUCACAAAAUGGAAUGCAAGUAUUUGAUGUUGAUCUUGAACACAAGGUGAAAUAUCCCAGAGAGGUGAAGAUUCACAAUAGGAAUUCAACAAUAAUUUCUUUUUCUGUAUAUCCUCUUUUAAGUCGCUUGUAUUGGACAGAAGUUUCCAAUUUUGGCUACCAGAUGUUCUACUACAGUAUUAUCAGUCACACCUUGCACCGAAUUCUGCAACCCACAGCUACAAACCAACAAAACAAAAGGAAUCAAUGUUCUUGUAAUGUGACUGAAUUUGAGUUAAGUGGAGCAAUGGCUAUUGAUACCUCUAACCUAGAGAAACCAUUGAUAUACUUUGCCAAAGCACAAGAGAUCUGGGCAAUGGAUCUGGAAGGCUGUCAGUGUUGGAGAGUUAUCACAGUACCUGCUAUGCUCGCAGGAAAAACCCUUGUUAGCUUAACUGUGGAUGGAGAUCUUAUAUACUGGAUCAUCACAGCAAAGGACAGCACACAGAUUUAUCAGGCAAAGAAAGGAAAUGGGGCCAUCGUUUCCCAGGUGAAGGCCCUAAGGAGUAGGCAUAUCUUGGCUUACAGUUCAGUUAUGCAGCCUUUUCCAGAGAGAAGGGAAAAGGAAAAAUUUUGAAAGGCACCAGAGCAUUCUGUUCUUCUUAACAAGGGCUGCAUUCAAGAUACACUAAUCACAGCUGGACCUGCUCGGGUUUUAUCAGAGCUUAAUUGACCUGGGUAAAGAGAAGUGCCCAACCCCAGCCCACUCCAGCCGUCGUGUCCCACCUAAGUGGGGUGGGGGGACUGAAAAGAACCUGUGAAGUUCACAGUCGAAAAGCAAAGCAAAAACCCACUUGAAGUUAACUGAGAUCUAAUCUAAGACUAUAAAAUGCCUCCCCUUCCCCUACACCUUACCACCGCAUUACUAAAGGCCCAUUUACAGCAGUUGCUUUCACCCAGUACAGCAUAUUCAGCUAUCAAGAAAAAAUUACAAGGCAUACUAAAAGGCAUAAAACACAGAUUGAAGAGAUAGAGGAACUAUCACAAUCAUUUAAAUAUGGCAGGGAUGUUAGAAUUAUCAGACUGAGAAUUUAAAACAACUAUGAUUAAUAUGCUAGGGGCUCUAAUGGAUAAAGUAGUCAGUAUACAAGAACAGAUGGUCAAUGUGAGCAAAGAUAUGGAUAUUUGAGGAAAAAAAAGAAAUGUUAGAGAUAAAAACACUGUAACAUGUGAGGAAUGUUUGAUGGGCUUAAUAGUAGACUGGAUGUGGCUGAGGAAGGAAUCUCUGAGCUUGAAAAUAUCUCAGUAGAAACCUGCAAAACUAUAAAGGUAAAAAAAAAAAAAAAAAGGAAAAAAACCGAAACAGAAUAUUCAAGAACUGUGGGGAAACUACACAAGGUGUAAGAUAGGUAUAAUAUGAAUACUAGAAAAAGAAGAGAGAAAGGAACAGAAGAAAUAUUUGGAGGAAAUAUUUGAAAAAUAAUGACUGAUAAUUUCCCCAAAUUAAUGUCAGAUACCAAACUACAGGUAUGGGAAGCUCAAAGAAUACCAAGAAGGAUAAAUGCCAAAAUCUACACUAGGCCUAUCAUAUUCAAACUGCAGAAAACCAAAGAUAAAGAAAAAAAAUUCUGAAAGAAGCCAGAGGAAAAAAUACUUAACCUAUAGAGGAACAAAGAUAAGAAUUAUAUCCAACUUCUCCUCAGAAACUAUAUAAGCAAGAAGAGAGAAAAGUAAAAUAUUUAAAAUGUUGAGAGAAAAAAACACUAACCUAGAAUUCCAUACCCUGUGAAAUUAUCCUUCAAAAGAGAAGGAGCAAUAAAGACAUUCUCAGACAAAAAUUGAGAGAAUUUGUUAUCAGUAGACCUGCUUUGGAAGAAAUGUUAAAAGAAGUUCUUUAGAAAGAAGAAAAAUGAUAUAGAUCAGAAAUGCAGAUCUACAUAAAGAAAGGAAGAGCAUUAGAGAAUAAAUAAGUGAAAGUAAAGUAAAAGUUUUUCUUUUUCUUAACUGACCUAAUGGAUAAUAGUUUGUUCAAAAUAGUAAUAGCAAUAACAUAUUCAAUUAUAUCCACUUAUGUAUGUAUGUGUGCAUAUAUAUAUGUGUAUAUUUAUAUUUAUAUUAAGCAAAAUGAAUCACAGCAGUGACACAAGGGAUAGAAAAGAGGACUUGGGAGUAUUUUGUUAUUAUAAGGUACUGCAAACCUGUGAAGUGGUAUAGUGUUGUUUGAAGGUGGACUUGGAUUAGUUGUAAAUAUACAUUGCAAAUUCAAGGGCAAAUCACUGAAAAAUAUUUUUAGAAAAGUAUAACUGAUUCCCAAGAAAGGAGAGUAAAUAGAAUCAUUUAGAAUGCUCAAAUAAAACCACAAAAGUCAGAAAAAAAGUGGAAGACAAAAGUAGGAACAAAGAACAAGGGCAACAAAUGAAAAAUAAUAACAAAUAUGGUAGAUCUUAAUUUAACUAUAUUAGUAGUCACUUUGAACAUCAGUGGUCUAAAUACACCAACUAAAAGACAGAAGUUGUUUGAGUGGAUCAACAAACAGACUCAACUAUACAUUGUCUAUAAGAAACCCACUUUAAAUAUAAAGACACAUCAUAUAGAUCAAAAGUAAAGGGAUGGAGAUAGUAUAUCAUGCUAUCGCUAAUCAAAUGAAAGAAGAAACAAUUUCAGACAGCAGACUUCAGAGCAAGGAAAGUUAUAAGGGAUAAAGAGGGACAUUACAUAAUGAUAAAGGGAUCAGUUCUCCAAGAAGAUGUAAUAAUCCUUAAUGCAUAUAUCUCUAACAACAGAGCAUCAAAAUACAUGAGGCAACAACUGAUAGAACUGCAAGAAACAGAUGAAGCCACUAUCACCAUUGAAGACUUCACGACAUCUAUCAGAAAUGGGCAAAUCCAGCAGAAAAAAAAUCACUAAGGAUAUACUGAUGAACUCAAUAACACCAUCAAUUAAUUGGCUGUAAUGGACAUCUAUCUACUAUUAAUAAUUUUUCCAACAACAGCAGAAUAAACAUUCUUCUCAAGCUCACAUGGAACAUUCACCAAGACAGAACAUAAAAUACACUUCAACAAAUUUAAAAGAAUAGAAAUCAUACAAUAUCUGUCCUCAGACUACAAUGCCAUUUAACUAGAACUCAAUAACUGAAAGAUAGCUGGAAAAUCUCAGAACACUUGGAGAUUAAACAACGUAUUUCUAAAUAACAAAUGGGUAAAAGAAGAAAUCUCAAAUUAAAAAUAUUUUGAACUAAAAAUGAAAACAAAACAUCAAAACUUACGGGAAUCAGUAAAAUCAGUGCUUAGAGGGAAGUUUACAGCACUGACUGCAUGUAUUAAAAAAAUAGAUCUAAAAUUAUUUAAGCUUUUACUUUAGGAAACUAGAAAAAGAAGAGUAAAUUAAGUCCCAAAUAAUAAUAAGAAACAAAACUAAAACAAAAGAAAAAAUAAAAAGGAAGUAUAGUAGAAAUCAAUGAAAUUGAAACAGGAAAUCAAUAGAGAAAAAUCAAUGAAGCCAAAAACUGGUUCUUUGAAAAGAUAAAUAAAAUUGAUAAGCCUCUAGCCAGGCUAAGAAAAAAAGAGAGUGGAUGCAAAUUGCUAAUAGUAGAAAUGAAGGCGGGGACAUCUCUGUAGAACCCAUGGAGAUUAAAAGGAUAAUCAAGGAAUACUAUUAACAACUCUAUGCUCACAAAUUUAAUAACCUAGAUGAAAUGGACCAAUUCUUUUAAAGACACAAUAUGCCAAAACUCACAGAAGAAGAAAUAGACAAUCUGAAUAUGUCCACAUCUAUUAAAUAAGUGGAAUCAAUAAUUAAUAGCCUUCUGAAAUAGAAAGCACCUGGGCCAGAUGGAUUCAAUGAUGCAUUCUAUCAAACAUUUAUGGGAAAAUUAUACCAUCUCUACAAUGUCUUUCAGAAAAUUGAACCAGAGGGCCUACUUCCAAUUAGGCCAAUGAAUGAGUUUAUUCUAGGCCAGAAUUACCCUAAAACCAAAACUAGACAAAUAUAUUACAAGAAAAGAAAAUUUUAGACCGGUGUCUCUCUUGAAUAUUGCAAGAAUUGCAAAAGUCCUGAACAAAAUAUUAGCAAAUCAAAUCGAGCAAUAUAUUAAAAUAGUUUUAUAUCACAGUCAAGUGGGAUUUAUCCCAGCUAUGCAAGUUUGAGUCAACAUUUGAAAAUCAAUUAAUGUAGUCCACUAUAUCAACAGACUAAAGAGGAAAAAUCAGGCGGUCACAUUGAUAGAUGCAGAAAAUGCUUUUGACAAAAUUCAACACGGAUUCAGGAUGAAAAAUCCUCAGCAAACUAAGAAUAGGGGUAACUUCCUUGAGAAAGAACAUGUAUAAAAAAACUUGUUGUUAACAUCAUUACUUAAUAGUGAGAAAUUAGAGGCUUUCUCACUAAAUCAGAAACAAGGUAAGGAUGUUCCCUCUCCCAAUUUCUUUUCAACACUGCAGUGGAAGUCACAGCAUGCAACAAUACAAGAAAAGGUAUACAAUACAAGAAAAGGUAUACUGAUUGGGAAUGAAGAAAUAACGCUGUCUUUGUUCACAGAUGACAUGAUCAUCUAUGUAGAAAAUCUGAAAGAAUUGACAAAAAGACUCCUGGAACUCAUAAGUGAUUAUAGCAAGUUUGCAGGACACGAGGUUAAUAUACUAAACUCAAUCACUUUCCUGUAUACCAGCAAUGGACAAGUGGAAUUAGAAAUUAAACACACAGUAUCAUUUACAUUAACACCCACAGAAAAUGAAAUACUUAGGUAUAAAUCUAACAGCAUAUGCACAAAAAUCUAUAUGAGAAAAACUAUAAAACCCUGAUGAAAGAAAUCAAAGUGCUAAAUAAGUAUAGAGAUAUUCCAUGUCAUAGAUAGGAAGACUCAAUAUUGUCAAGAUGUCAUUUCUUCUCAACUUAUCUAUAGAUUCAAUAAAAUCCCAAUGAAAAUCCCAGCUAAAGUUAUUUUGUAGAUAUUAACAAACUGAUUCUAAAGUUUAUAUGGAGAGGCAAAAGACCUAGAAUAGGUAGCUAUCACAGUAUUGAAGGAGAAGAACAAAGUUGGGGAAGGCUGAUAUCAACUAUAUGACAUUCUGGGAAAGUAAAAAACUAUGUAGACAGUAAUAAGAUCACUAGUUGCGAGAAGGCUGGGGGAAGAAGUGGCGAAUAGACAGAGCAGAGAGGACUUUGAAGGCAGUGGAACUAUUCUAUGUGAUACUAUAAUGGUGGAUACAGCUCAUUACACAUUUGUCCAAACCCGUAAAAUGUACAAUACAAAACUGAACUCUAAUGUAAACUAUAGACUUUGGGUAAUAAUGAUGUCAUUGUAGGCUCAUUGAUUGUAACAAAUGUACUACUUUGGUAGGGGUAUUGAUAAUGGGGGAAAGUUAUGCAUGUGUGGAGAAAAGGAGUAUCUGGGAAAUCUUGGUACAUUCCUCUCAAUUUUGCUGUGAAUCUAAAACUGACUAAAAAAUAAAGUCUUACCAAAAAAAAAAGACGUCCAUGCAGUAUCUGAAGUUGAACGACACACACACAUAUCCUCCUCCCAGCCACAUACACAAACACGCUCCAAAAUGAAGUCCCAAGAGUGGCAUGAGUUUUUUUUUUAAACUGGAACUCAUUAAGAGUAUGAUUAAUACUCAUUAUUUUCUUUAAAAAAUGGAGUCUAUUUUAUGUUGCUAGUUUCUAGGUACAUUAUUAAGAAUACUUUACCUCCAUCUGCUGGAAAUUUUAAGCAAUUACAAGUUAUCUUGGUCCUUUUUUUCUGAAGGUAUUCAAUUAUCUUCAAAAUGUAUGGGAUAAAAAAAAAAAUGUAAGGGAAAAACCUGUCUUUCUGUCCUGAAUAAUGUUUCUGACACUUCAACAUGUCAUAUUAUAUCAAUUAAAUAAAAGAACGACAAAAUUA
Homo sapiens (human) is the source of this 9901-nucleotide messenger RNA. It is a transcript of the gene ROS1, whose product is annotated as ROS proto-oncogene 1, receptor tyrosine kinase. The transcript has 28 exons. Bases 287 to 4663 code for a protein of 1458 amino acids. Gene Ontology annotation, molecular function: protein phosphatase binding; ATP binding; protein tyrosine kinase activity. The record is from RefSeq and is a predicted model, not a curated record. NCBI's taxonomy places the organism in Eukaryota, Metazoa, Chordata, Mammalia, Primates, Hominidae. Gene Ontology annotation, biological process: cell surface receptor protein tyrosine kinase signaling pathway; regulation of intracellular signal transduction. Gene Ontology annotation, cellular component: plasma membrane; membrane.